This is a messenger RNA of Chanos chanos (milkfish), 2178 nucleotides long. It is a transcript of the gene satb1a, whose product is annotated as SATB homeobox 1a. Bases 1 to 2178 code for a protein of 725 amino acids. Gene Ontology annotation, molecular function: RNA polymerase II cis-regulatory region sequence-specific DNA binding; DNA-binding transcription factor activity, RNA polymerase II-specific. The transcript has 10 exons. The record is from RefSeq and is a predicted model, not a curated record. Lineage: Eukaryota; Metazoa; Chordata; Actinopteri; Gonorynchiformes; Chanidae. Gene Ontology annotation, biological process: regulation of transcription by RNA polymerase II; chromatin remodeling.
AUGGAACAGUUGUCAACCAAUGGUUGCGAGGUUGCGUCAGGGUUGGAUUCCAGCAGUCCCCUGACGGCUCCUCCAGUGAAGAUGCCUCGUUUGGACAAUGGAGAAAGUUACCAGGGGAGGAGCCAUUUCUCAAAUCCAGGGUCCAAACCAGCCCCCUCAGCGAGCACACACGCAACACAACUGCCAAAGCCAGAGCUCACAUGGAGGAAAGGCAGCCUGGUCCCUGUGUUUUGUGUGGUGGAACAAGAAGAAGCCCCAGCCCUGGAGAGGAGGCGGUCGGAACAUGCUGAGUUUGUGCUGCUGAAGAGAGAGCUAUUGUUCAGUCACCUCACUGAGGCGGCACUGCAUGAGCUGGGCUACACACACAGCACAGCUAUACAGGCUACAGGGCAGAUCCAGGUGGGGCGAUGGAAUCCUGUCUCUGUCUCCAGUGUAACGGAUGUUACUGAUGCCACAGUGGGAGAUAUGCUUCAAGAUCUUUACCAUGUUGUGACACUGAGGAUACAGCUCAACUGUGCCCCUGGAUUAGAUGACUUGCCUCCUGAGCAGUGGACUCAUUCCACCGUGAGAAAUGCGCUGAAAGAACUACUCAAAGAAAUGAACCAGAGCUCACUUGCAAAAGAGUGUCCCUUAUCACAGAGUAUGAUCUCAUCUGUGGUAAACAGCACAUACCAUGCCAACGUGUCAGCCACAAAGUGCCAGGAGUUCGGCCGCUGGUACAAAAACUACAAGAAAGCAAAAGAUAUGAUGACUACUCAGAUGGACAGCCCAUCCGACCAAUCAUCUUCUACCAAUCACGUGGCCAAGCGGCCGGCUUUCAGCGGUGGGUCAGAGCAGCACAGUCUGGUUCAGAUGCGUGCUGGGAUGCCUGGGUUAGCUAUGUCACAGCUUCUCUCCCAGCAAUAUGCCAUGUCACACCUUCUCACACACUCACACACGCUCAGCAGUCACACACACACACCAUCAUGUCCUGCACCACUGAGAACUCCACCCAAACGCAACGACUCCACCACCAUGUCAGCACAGUGCCCCUCUCCUUCUGCCGACGUGUCACCGGAGAUCUACCAGUGGGUGCGUGAGGAGCUGAAGCGGGCAGGGAUUUCACAGGCAGUGUUUGCACGGGUGGCCUUCAACAGGACUCAGGGCUUACUCUCAGAGAUCUUGCGAAAAGAGGAGGACCCACAGUCUGCGUCUCAGUCUCUGCUGGUGAAUUUAAGGGCCAUGCAGAGUUUCCUGCAGCUGCCCCAGGCCGCCCGUGACCGCAUCUACCAGGAGGAACGGGAACGCAGUCUGACCACUCCCGCCAACCCCAGCAGCACACACUCACCGCGGCACGUGCAGCCCAAACUGUCACCAGCCACUGUGGAGACAGUGCUAAAACCAGAAGCCUACGAGCUAAACAUCGACUCCAGUAUCUAUGAAGAGAUUCAGCUGGAAAUGAGAAGAGCCAAAGUUUCUCAGGCCAUGUUUGCAAAGGUGUCUGCAUCAAAGAGCCAGGGGUGGCUGUGUGAGCUGCUGCGCUGGAAGGAGGAACCUUCUCCUCAAAACCGCACCCUUUGGGAGAACCUUUCUCUGAUUCGUCGCUUCCUCAGCCUCAGCCAAUCAGAGCGUGAUGUCAUAUAUGAGCAGGAAAGCAGUGGAGGACAAACACACUUGACAGAGAGACCCCCACUCUACAUUAAUGAGACACUACAGCAUCAGCUGCAGCAGGUGCUCCACCAGGCUGGAUCAGUAAUGGCACCAGUCCAGUGUCCUGUCCCCCCACCAACCUCAGAGGAGAUGGGGGCUUCACUGUCUGACCUGCAGGGACUGGUCCUGCCCCCGGAUGCCAUGACAGUCUUGAAGAGUUUUAUUCGAGAUGUCGGGAUUCAGCCAGACCAAGAGGCAGUUAACACCCUCUCUGCCCAACUGGGUGUGGCCAAAAAGACUAUCCUCCAAUUUUUUCAAAACCAGGACGCGUAUGGGGUACAACCGGAGUACAGUGGAAAGAGGCGAGAGCAGGAGGAGGUCGAGAGAGUGAAAGUGGAGGAAGGAGAGGAAGAGGAGAGUGAGAUAGUGGAGGGGACAUGUAAACAGGAGGACGGUGAGAUGGAGCGGAGUUUGAGUACUCAGACCAGGCCUGUCCUAGCCCUGAAAGAGGAGGACCAGGGGAGCCCCGUCCAGUACCCCCUUACAUGA